Messenger RNA from Glossina fuscipes, 1046 nucleotides. RefSeq names its product malectin-like. The record is from RefSeq and is a predicted model, not a curated record. Bases 506 to 895 code for a protein of 129 amino acids. NCBI's taxonomy places the organism in Eukaryota, Metazoa, Arthropoda, Insecta, Diptera, Glossinidae. The transcript is spliced from 2 exons.
UGGCAAUUGACAAAUCGUGUAUUUUUGCAUGACUGCAUACAAAUAAAACAAGCAGAAAACAAUGUACAAGAAGAACUAAAGGCAAUUUAUUUUACAUUUCGAAAUUAUUUAUCUAGUUUAUGUUUACACUAACGUACAUUUUCUUUACAUUAUAUGAUUCGUAAUUGGGCUUUAUACCAUACAUUAUUUGUAGGAAAUGAAAAACAUGCACCAUUUUGAGAACGUUUGGAGGGAGGCCUUUGACAUGUACAAGUAACGUGUUGUAAUUUCUUUUGCUUUGGUACUAAAAUUUUGCGAAGUUUAUUUUAUUCAACUAAAUAAAAAAAGGAGAAAGAUAAAAUGAGAAAAAAUUAAAUUUAAAUUUUCAAAACUUUUCAGAUAUUUGAUGUGGUCUUAAAUCGUCGUCAUGUUAUAGUGUCUGAAUUGGGUCACGGCUCUGCCCAUCAUGAAUACGUCUUUUUUACAGUUACCUCGGGUAAAUUAAAGUACAAGGAGAAGGUGUCUAAUGUACGCAACAACUUGGUACGUUUCGAUUCAACGUAUACCAUGGCUAAAGUCUUUACAUAAAGACACUUUCUAUCGAGAUAUAGAAGACAGUGCUUCCAUUAGAGGCGCGAACAAAAAGAAGAUCCUUAAUGGCCAACAUAGAAAAUUAGUUUCCAAUGAAGAAGAUACCGAAACGGGUGAGUAUCGAAAGAAAUUACCAGCACUGGAUAAUGAAGAAGAUAUUAACGAUGAAUUCCAUGAAUUACUUUCGAAAACAGAAAGUCCUCGUAAGACAAGCGGUCAGCAACAAACAUACCCAUAUUCGAUGGACGAUUCUACAUUACUUUUACCAGUAUUUAUAGCUAUUCGAGCAUUUAUUCCGUUAUUGUUUUGUUUGUGUAAACUUUAAUUUAAGAAAACGUUGAAUUCCUAGUAACAAAUUGCUGCGCUCAUUACUUUUAUUCUGUACUAUCUCCUAUUUAUUUUCAUAUUUCGAAAUUGUCUUUCCUUCUUUUUUCUUUUCUUGCUAGAUUAACUGUACAUUAAAUGUUAAACAUGCA